Molecule: messenger RNA, 801 nt
Organism: Desarmillaria tabescens
Lineage: Eukaryota; Fungi; Basidiomycota; Agaricomycetes; Agaricales; Physalacriaceae
Exons: 1
Coding region: 1-801 (266 amino acids)
Biological process (GO): mitochondrial translation
Cellular component (GO): mitochondrial large ribosomal subunit; ribosome
Molecular function (GO): structural constituent of ribosome
Source: RefSeq, a predicted model, not a curated record
AUGCAACAGCCGCUUGGACUCACACCCAGCGACCACGCUCGCUACCUUCGUCGCAAAGCGCAGGGCCUGCUUUCUCACAGGGAUGGAGACGAGCCAGAAAAGAAGUGGCAUGAGAGACAGAACAAGCAGCGGUCGCGGAUUCGUGGUAUGAAGACGGUCAUUCGGGACGGGAAGCAGGAAGUCGAGAUCGUUGGACAGACCAUCUACCUUCCAAAUGUCAUUUUUCGUCUCGUACGGAACAAUACGCCUCCAGGGCAGCCUUACAAUCCCUACGAAGCUACCUUCCGCAUUCCGCCCUCCAUCACAAAAACCGACAUUCGUUCCUACCUCCUCGCCGUUUACGGCGUGAAGACUACAUAUAUCCGAACCGACAUCUACCGCCCCGCCAUGCCUCGUCGCGGAGCAACACAAACCAAGACAUCUUACAAGCGAGCCGUAGUUGGGCUUGUGGAACCCUUCUACUACCCUCAUCGUCUGGAGGAGAUGGAUGAAAAGGCGAAGGAGGAAAGGGAGAAGAGGCUAGAGGAUGCCUUCCAAGUCAGCGAGGGCAAAGAGACGCAGAAACUUAUGUUCUUGAAGAUGACUCGGGAACUCAGCUCGAACAACAAGAUGAAGAAUCCAAUGGCCAUGACACGGGCUGCUAUAUUAGCACGGGUAUCGGAGCGGAGGAAGUUACGAGAGAGCACCGUCGAAAACGUGGUCGUGGACUGGUGGCAAAAACGUGCAGAAGGACAGCCUAUCCAGCUAGAGAAUCUCAAUAAACCCAUCUCACCACCAACGACUCCAGCUACUCCUUCAUAA